GUUGGCUCCUCAAACCCAGAAAUUUGAAGAAAAUAAACACCGAGAGCAUAAUGUGGUCAAUAAUGGAUCUCGUGAGAACUCUCUGCUCCAGAGUCGUUAACCAGUUCAUCCACAAAGACUUCCAUGAAGCCGUUUCCAGGAUGACCAUCAUCGAUACCUUUCUGUUCCUCAUUGUGCACUCCGUGGACAAGAUGGGGAUAUGGCCACGCCUGCCAGUGUUCCUGGGGCUGUUCUACCUGGCAAUAAGGAGGCAUCUUCACCAACAGUACAAUCUGAUCAACGUCGGGAGGACUCCGGUGGGGGUGAGGUUCAAUCCCGUGGAUUUCCCCUACAGAACUGCUGAUGGCAAGUUCAACGACCCCUUCAACGAUGGUGCUGGAAGCCAAGGAUCUUUCUUUGGCAGGAACAUUCUUCCUGUUGAUCAGAAAAACAAGCUUUUGAAGCCGGACCCCAUGGUGGUGGCCACAAAACUUCUGGCGCGCAGAACUGUCAAGGACACUGGGAAGCAGUUUAAUAUGAUCGCAGCUUCCUGGAUUCAAUUCAUGAUACAUGACUGGAUCGAUCACUUGGAGGAGACCGGCCAGGUGGAACUGAGCGCACCAAGGGAAGUUGCAAGCCAAUGCCCACUCAAGUCUUUCAGAUUUUACAAGACGAAGGAAAUCCCCACAGAUUUUUACGACAUCAAAACCGGUGCAGUAAACAUUCGUACACCUUGGUGGGACGGAAGCGCCAUAUAUGGCAGCAACGCAAAGGUGUUAGGGAGAGUGAGGACAUACAAAGACGGGAAGCUAAAGAUAUCCAGAGACGGCACCCUUCUCCACUCCGAUGAUGGAGUCGCCAUCGCCGGUGACGUCCGUAAUAGUUGGGCCGGCGUCUCCACCUUGCAGUCCCUCUUCAUUCAAGAGCACAAUGCCGUCUGCGAUGCUCUCAAGAGAGAAUACCCAGAUUUGGAAGAUGAGGAUCUUUAUCGCCAUGCUAGGCUGGUGACUGCAGCUGUCGUCGCCAAGAUUCACACCAUUGACUGGACCGUCGAACUCCUCAAAACUGACACUCUGCUCGCGGGAAUGCGAGCCAACUGGUACGGAUUAUUGGGAAAGAAAUUCAAGGACACGUUUGGGCAUGUGGGAGGAGCGACUCUCGGGGGAAUCGUGGGCAUGAAGAAGCCAGAUAAUCAUGGGGUUCCGUACUCUCUCACCGAAGAAUUUGUAAGCGUCUACAGGAUGCACCCCCUCCUGCCCGAUUCCCUCAAGCUCAGAGACAUCUCCGCCACUCCUGGACCCAACAAGUCUCCCCCCUUCAUUAAAGAGAUUCCAAUGCCGAAUUUGAUCGGACUGCCCGGAGAGAAGGCCUUAGGAGAGAUUGGAGCUCAAAGGCAACUUGUAUCCAUGGGCCACCAAGCUUGCGGUGCUCUUGAGCUUUGGAACUAUCCACUUUGGCUGAGAGACCUGGUCCCACAGAACGUGGAUGGCACUGAGAGGUCCGAUCACGUCGACCUGCCGGCUCUUGAAAUAUACAGAGACAGAGAGAGGAAUGUGGCGAGGUACAACCAGUUCCGGAGGGGGAUACUGUUGCUGCCAAUCACGAAAUGGGAGGACCUGACGGACGACAAGGAAACAAUACAGGCACUGCGAGAGGUGUACGGCGACGAUGUGGAGGAGCUGGACACGCUGGUAGGUCUCAUGGCGGAGAAGAAGAUCAAGGGUUUCGCCAUCAGCGAGACAGCCUUCGUCAUAUUCCUGCUCAUGGCCACCAGGAGGUUGGAGGCGGACAGGUUCUUCACCAGCGACUUCAACGAGGAGACGUACACGAAGAAGGGGCUGGAAUGGGUGAACACGACGGAGAGCCUGAAGGACGUCAUAGACCGUCACUACCCAGAAAUGACCCACAGGUGGAUGAACUCUUCAAGCGCAUUCUCUGUCUGGGACUCCCCUCCUAACGCUCACAAUCCCAUCCCUCUCUACCUCCGCGUUCCCCACUAGGCUUCCUUACGCUUUGUUUGGGUCUUUUUAAUUCGGAUCCAGUCCCCUUCCUUGCCUGUUGCCGGAUCUUUGGGUUUGAUCACUUUGGGCUGGGCCGCGUGUACCAAAUGCCUGCUUGUGCUUGGACUGCUGAAUGAAUUUCAAUAAUAUCUUGCUGUCUAUUUUAGACUUUGUGUUUAGUCCCCGUUGAAAUAUAAAUCGCAUAUUUGGGGUAUAGCGAUCGAAAGAAAGCUAUGGCUAUGUGGUGAUAUCUAAUCUAAGCACAGGAUCAGUAAAUGGCAAAGCAACGAUUAAUUAUUGGAAUUUAGUGUAGUUUGUUGCCAGAAAUAGGAGACACGUAUCGAACAGAGACGCAGCAACUGAUCCACUAAAAUUUGGACUUGUGUGACCAGAUGCUGCUUUUCAUCCACCAAUCUGAUUGAUUCAAUUUAACCGGAGUGUCGAGUUUUGAUUUAA
Neltuma alba is the source of this 2435-nucleotide messenger RNA. RefSeq names its product alpha-dioxygenase 1-like. NCBI's taxonomy places the organism in Eukaryota, Viridiplantae, Streptophyta, Magnoliopsida, Fabales, Fabaceae. Gene Ontology annotation, biological process: response to oxidative stress. The record is from RefSeq and is a predicted model, not a curated record. The transcript has 9 exons. Bases 51 to 1979 code for a protein of 642 amino acids. Gene Ontology annotation, molecular function: heme binding; oxidoreductase activity, acting on single donors with incorporation of molecular oxygen, incorporation of two atoms of oxygen; peroxidase activity.